Molecule: messenger RNA, 1895 nt
Organism: Acomys russatus (golden spiny mouse)
Lineage: Eukaryota; Metazoa; Chordata; Mammalia; Rodentia; Muridae
Gene: Ccni
Product: cyclin I
Exons: 7
Coding region: 473-1534 (353 amino acids)
Biological process (GO): regulation of cyclin-dependent protein serine/threonine kinase activity; mitotic cell cycle phase transition
Cellular component (GO): nucleus; cyclin-dependent protein kinase holoenzyme complex; cytoplasm
Molecular function (GO): cyclin-dependent protein serine/threonine kinase regulator activity
Source: RefSeq, a predicted model, not a curated record
CCCUUCCACCAUUUCCCCUCGGAGGCGCUUCCCUUGGGCAGGGGCAGAGCCGGCCUCACCCCGCGCCUCUCCCCGGCCCCCGCCGCCCUAUGGCGAGAGGGCGCCCCCUCCUCACCCGGACACCACCAGCGGCGGCGGUCGGAGGAGUGGGACCGGCGGCGGCGGCGGCCUCGGGCCCAGGGUCAUCAUGGAAUUAGUUCGCUGACUGACCCUUCGGCCGCAGCCGUGCGUCCCGCCCGAGUGCCCGCGCCCGCCGGCCCGGUCUGCCCUCUUCUCCCUCCUCAGUCGGCCCGGCCCUGGUCCCGCGCGCCCCGCCGCCGCGCGCCGAGGAUCAUGAGGUGGUAGCGGGCCCCCGGAUGACCCCGCGUCACCACUGUGAGGCCUACAGCUCUGCCGAGGAGGAGGAGGAGGAGGAAGAGGAGGAGGAGGUAGCUACAUCAAGCUGGGUGGCAGGCAGAUCCAAAGGGAUAUCAUGAAGUUUCCAGGACCUUUGGAAAACCAGAGAUUGUCUUUCCUAUUGGAAAGGGCAAUCUCCAGGGAAGCCCAGAUGUGGAAGGUCAAUGUGCCGAAAAUACCUACAAAUCAGAAUGUUUCUCCAACCCAGAGAGAUGAAGUAAUUCAAUGGUUGGCCAAACUCAAAUACCAGUUCAACCUUUACCCAGAAACAUUUGCUCUGGCAAGCAGUCUUUUGGACAGGUUUUUAGCUACAGUAAAAGCCCAUCCAAAAUAUUUGAAUUGUAUUGCAAUCAGCUGCUUUUUUCUAGCUGCUAAGACUGUUGAAGAAGAUGAGAAAAUUCCAGUGCUAAAAGUAUUGGCAAGAGAUAGUUUCUGUGGAUGUUCCUCAUCUGAGAUUUUGAGAAUGGAGAGAAUUAUUCUGGAUAAGUUGAACUGGGAUCUUCACAUGGCCACACCAUUGGAUUUUCUUCACAUUUUCCAUGCCAUUGCGGUGUCAACUAGGCCUCAGUUACUUUUCAGUUUGCCCAAAGUGAGUCCAUCUCAGCAUUUGGCAGUCCUGACCAAGCAGCUACUUCACUGUAUGGCCUGCAGCCAACUUCUGCAGUUCAAAGGAUCCUUGCUCGCUUUGGCCAUGAUGGACAGUUCCCAGCUGAUCCACUGUCGGGAGCUGGUGGCACAUCACCUUUCUGCUCUGCAGUCUUCCCUGCCUCUAAAUUCCGUUUAUGUCUACCGUCCCCUCAAGCACACCCUGGUGACCUGCGACAAGGGAGCGUUCAAAUUGCAUCCCUCCUCUGUCUCAGGCCCAGAUUUCUCCAAGGACAACAGCAAGCCAGAAGUGCCAGCCAGAGGUCCAACAGCCUUCUACCAUCAUCUCCCAGCUGCCAGUGGGUGCAAGCAAACCUCUGCUAAACGCAAAGUGGAGGAAAUGGAAGUGGAUGACUUCUAUGACGGGAUCAAGCGGCUGUAUAAUGAAGAUAAUGCUCCUGAAAAUGUGGGUUCUGUAUGUGGCACUGACUUAUCAAGGCAAGAGGGGCAUGCUUCCCCCUGUCCACCUUUGCAGCCUGUUUCUGUCAUGUAGGUCAGGGGUUCCUUUCCAGUGCACACUAGGCUCACUACUCAGAAGUGAGACUAGGAGGCCAGCAGAGGCUGUAGAGAAGGGCAUGUGCUGUAUCAGACUGACCUGAAGUGAGCCAGGGAAAAAGAAAACCACCCUUAUUCUUUUGUGUAGUUACUUGUAAUUCAACAUUAUUUAAUAUAAAGGCAUAUAUUUAUAGACUCAAGUUCCAAAAUGUAUUUAAAAGUAAAGAAAAAGUUCUUUCUGCUAUGUCAGUUCCACUUUUUUCUUUGUUAAAAUAAGUUUGCCCCAUGUCCUAAAUAAAUAAAAAUCAAUGCUUAAGGGGGGAAAGUUGAAAAACUCAUAGCUAGAAACCUUGUUCAGC